Molecule: messenger RNA, 1897 nt
Organism: Adelges cooleyi (spruce gall adelgid)
Lineage: Eukaryota; Metazoa; Arthropoda; Insecta; Hemiptera; Adelgidae
Exons: 2
Coding region: 112-1563 (483 amino acids)
Source: RefSeq, a predicted model, not a curated record
AGCGACAGUAUAACGUCUUGCGAGUGUAAUAGGUUAGUUACACCAAACCAUACGAAAAACUUGUAUUUUGUUAUAGUCCAUAUAAUAUAAAUUAUAAUAAUAAAAAUAACAAUGAUUGCCAAAAUUUGUACAUUUUUGUUAUGUUGUUUUGCUAUAAUGUCAAAUAUAAAAACAACCGAAUCAGCAGGUAACAGUCAGAUAUUUUUACAGAUUAAUCCUAUACGAUUUUUCGUUCAAAGAACUCAUGUAAACUAUUCACGUAUGUUAAAUAAUGUGAAAACAUUCAGAGAUCAUCCAAUUGUUAUCAAAUCCAAAGACCAGAAAAUUCUGUCAAAGGAUUACAAAAAUAUUAAAGAAUACCGGUUAAAGUUAAAAAGUCGGGAUAAAUUAGAGAAAAAAGCUAAGGACGUCAAAUGUAGUUUUUGUGUAAUUGUAAAAUCAAACAUAUUGUGUUUGAAGAACUUAGUUGAAUUGUUAAAAAGCGGUAAACCUUUCAUUUAUAACAAGAAGUUACAUUGUCUUUACAAUUAUAAAACUAUAGAGAAUACUAUAUUACAUCUUAAAUGGGAAGCCGAACUGAUAGUUAAACUAUUACUGGCUGAUAAUUUAGAAACGGCCCAAUGGCUUUGGAGUUAUUUUUUGAAAAUCAUUGCCACUAGACAGUACAAUCAAAAUAAACCUUUUAUCCGUGAAAACCCAUUCGAUGACGACCAACUGCAAACCGGUGUAUCAGAUUUCAUCGGAAAUUGUAUUGCUGAAAAACACCUUCCUCCGACUGCCAUGGAAUCCGACUUUGUUUCGAAAAACAUAAGUAUAUACAUUAAUAUGUUUACCGGGAUACGUAAGUCCGUAUAUUUUGUAGACUAUGUACUGGACCGUAAUUACGACAACAUGAUCGAACUUUUCUAUCUUAAACCAUUUUGGAACGACCAAAGACAACUGUUGUUCGGACAAAUAGCCCAGGUCAAUGUAGAUUGGAGUAAGGCGAAACAACGCCAUGAAGUCGAGGUGGUUAUUACCAGAGAAUUUGUGAAAAAUCGCACUUGGAUUUACAAACCGUACGGUCGCUUCGACCACCAAAUGUUGUUGAUCAAAAUUAUCGACGCCAGAUUUUAUUGUUACUUUUCGGUUAUGCUGCAUGUUUAUGAAAAACAAUUAUUCAUACUGGAAGAGGAGACCGUAAAAGACAUAAAAAAUCUUAUUUGUUACUUUAUCAAUGAAGCAUUGAUUUUAACGGCGUUCAAAGAUGAAUUUCUCGUGAUGAUUUUAUCAGAACUCGAUUUAGCAAAAAUAAGCGACACCGACUAUGUAAAAGACAUUUCAGCAAGAGUGAGAACAAAGGCCAAUGUGAUCCUAAACGAUUUAAACGCACCUUACACAAACGAAAACGAUUUGCUCCGCUUCAACGGUGUCGAAAACCAACUUUUGACCAACGAUUUGAUAAUGAGAAUCAUUACGAAUUUCAUCGUCUAUUUAAACGAAUUAAAAAGUAUAUGCUUGCCGUCCGUAUAUGAAACGUUUUUGCAUUUUAUGGGUGUCGUAGUUAAAUCGUCGACUGUUUGAUAUAUUUAAGUUAUAAGACAAUAUUGUGACCAUUAUGUCUCCGAAUAUAUUUGAAAUAUUUACUUAUGAUAUUUAAUCUAUUUGACAUAAUUAUAUCUGCAUGCGCUACCGUAUAAUGUUAUCGAGAGCGUAAUAGGUUUGUUUCAAUUGCAUUAUUCAUCAUGUAUACGUUAUUUUAUUAUAGUGACAGUAAAAUAUUUAAAAUAAAAAAAAAACUUUUAUUAACACAAAAAACAAUCGAAAAUGAUUAUAUGCUAUAUCGUCUGUUGCUAUGUAAAAUUUAAAUGUUAAGUUAACAACACAAUGUUCAUAAAUCAAGUUGUAAAUGUAAUAA